ACUUAGGUGGGAAAAUCAAACGACUGUGUUGCUUUUCUUGUUUUGCCUAUCGUUAGAUUCUCAAAAGGAUUACAGCAUAAUUGUGAUAUUUGAUAUGGGGUUUUCUAUCGUUUCAGUCAUUCUAGUUAUUGUUGGUUUAUCUGAAAAAUCUGACACCUUUUUCUAAUUGUAAAUGGAAACUACUUUCAUGUAUGAGUGAUGCCUAAGUGUUCAACAGCACAGGAUUCGGUGAAUUUCGAAGAAUACACAACAGAAAAUGAUGUCAAACUGAUAAAUCAUGAAACCAUCAUAAGGGACUGUAGUGUUGGGUCUAAUUCGAUUAGUUCUGAGAACAGCCCUGGAUUUAAUCUUCCAAAGAAUGGACUGAUUGCUUCUGCCCUGGAGAUACCUAAUUCUGUAUGUUUAUCCUUCGAACAUGUUGAUCCACAAAUGGACUGCACUUCUCGCUCACCCAAGAUAGACGAAGAAGUGGUUCAGGAUGUAAAACGUUUGGACUUAUAUGAUAAACAACCAAAGGAUUUAUGCACCGAACAACAGCUAGAACCUGUUAAAAGGGAAGAUUCUAGACACAAUGAGACACUACAAGAUGAUGAAUCGAAGUAUGACCCUAUUAGUCCAAAGAAGUAUAAUGAAGUUAUUAUUGAUGGUUUCGCUAUUCUUUCGUUCAAAACCAAGGAAGAUAUGUUGGAAUUUACUAAGCUGAGUGAAUCACAGAGUCCUGGAACUGAUCCACUACUCGAACAGACGUAUAAACGAGCUCGUCGAUGUGGUAUACCGAAGCGUAAGCGUACAAAAGGCUUUUUGAAGCAGACACUAUCACCAACAUCUACCUCGACUGAUCUGUUACGACAUUAUCACCAUCGUCAUUACAAUCGACAUAGUCAUCAUUCGUCGAAGAAGCAACACCACCAACAACAGGAGCAUCCAGACCACCAUCCUAUUUACUCGUAUAAUACUCAUUACGAGAAUAAUCAUCUUCCGGGAUCAGUUCAUUUAACACCGAAAAAUAAUACAAGUAUCAAGCAUAGAAUUAAUAAUAGUAAUAAUAAUAGUAGUAUUAUUACUGUUGCUGGUAUUACUACUAUGACUACAAGUACUACUGAGAUUAAUACAAAUAAUACUACCAAUUAUUCUCAUUUAUCUCCAAUCUAUUCAUGUAAUAAUAGUAUUAUUAAUAGUAGUAAUAAUACUAAUAAUGCGAGUAAUCAUCAUCACUGUCGUCAUAAUAAUUAUUCCAAUGAAAUAAUGAAUAAUAUGAAUUCUAAUGAAAAAUUAAAUCAUUCAGCUGUCCAAUGUAUGAAUGAAUCAUUACCAAAUUAUAGUUCAUAUUAUUUUACAACUAUUACAUCAAUGUCAUCAUCAAUGCCUUCUCUACCCAAUUCAUCAGUAUCAACAACAUCUACGUUAUCUCCUCAGUCGAUUACAUCAUAUAAUAAAACAAAUCAAAACAGAUCAAAUAAUAAUAAUAAUAGUAAUAAUGGUGUUGAUGAGGAUAAUGACAGUAAUAUCCAGUUAACUGAAUAUUCUUCAAUGAAUUCAUUGAAUCAUCAUGCUGACAUGACGCUGAUGAAUAUUACAUCAUCAUCAUCGUCGGCGUUAUCAUCGUCAUCACCAGGAGUAUGGAAUUCUCAAAUAAAGAUGGAGUGUGUUCCCCCGGAAAAAAUUGACAAGACAACAUAUGCUAAACUAUGUGAUAUUGAUGGUGUUAAACCAUUGCUUACAAAUCCUUUAUCAGAUAAUUGUAAAAGAACUGAAUCGAAUAGUGGCAAUAAUAAUAAUAAACCACAUCAUUUAUUCAGUGUGGCUGCUCUAACCGAUGAAGUUAUGCACCACUCACCUCAUUCAACAUCAGAUGAUUAUAAGCCUCAGUUAACUAAUAUAAAAUCACCAAAACCUAGUCCAACUAACAGCAAUAAUAAGAAACGAAUGCAUAGACGAUCCGAACAAUACGAUGCUCCAUCAUCUGCUUAUGAUAAUUAUGAUAAAUCAUCAUCUGUUACACAUUCCCAGCAUGAAUACGCUACAUAUACAGACCGGUGUACUAUUACUACAGAUAACAGAAAUAAUGAAACGCCUAAAAGUGGAAUGAUGAUGAAUUUAACCAGUCGUAAUAAUAAUAACAUUGAUCGAAUAUAUGAUAAUAUGUCAAAAUAUUCUUCACUACCACUGUCCUCCUCAUGCUCCGCCGCCGCCACUUCCUCUUCCUCCUCCCCAUCCUUGUCAUCUGGUCAUCAUGUGGUAUCAUCAAAUCAAAAUCUCAACAUGAACAAGAUGAUGUCAUCUGGACAGCGUAAUUCUUGCAUCGAUGUUUCAUCGUCAGUAAUUCAUGCAUAUAAAGCGUCGAGAGCAGGUAGUCGGGAAGGCAUGUUAAAUUCCAUGCAUCAUAAUUCACAAUUCAAUCAAUUUAAACCAAUGUCGUCGUCAGUAUUACAGUCAACACCAACAAAACCAUCAUCAUCAUCAGUAUCCUCGACAUCGUCAUUGUCGUCAAAUAUCAACUCAAAUCCGUCACUACUUCCACAUCAAAAUUUAUUAAAACAAUUCAUGGGUAUUGACUCACAAACAGCUAAUCAAUUGUUUAAUGACCCGCGUUUUAUGGAAUUGUAUGCAUUAACUAUGGCUACAUUAAAUGGCAGCAGCGGUGGUGGUCGUGGUGUUGAUGGUAAGGAGCCUUUGUCAUCAUCGCAUCGAAUCCCAUUGAUGAAUCAUGAAAAUACAGCUUCAAAUCCAAUUAGUAAUAUUAGUCAAAAUAAUAAUCAUAAUAAUAACAGUAAUGCAAGCAAUCAAAUUAGAAAUGGAUGUAUGAAUGAGUAUUCGCGUAGUGAUCCAUCAUCACUUUUCACGGAAACAAUGUCGUCACAUUUUGGCCACAUCAAUUCUUCAGGUUUUCAAAACAAACUGUAUCCAUAUAAUAAUAGUAAUAAUAAUAAUAACAGUGUGGCUGGCGCUCCUCCUCGUGUUCCUCAUGUACCCGGUACUAAUUGUUCAACUUCAUGUACUUCAGUCAACUGUUCACCUUCAAUCAAACUGCCUCCAUCAAAUUCUGAAAGAUUCUCACCUGGAAAUCCACAAGCUGCUCGAUCUCAGGCUGUAUUGGCUGCUGCAUAUGCUGAUCGUGAAUUCCUUUCUUCGAAUAACAAUAAUUCAACAUUGAAUAAAAGUAAAUCUUCAUCAUCAGUAUGUACAAGUCUACCGUCAAGUAGACAUAGCAACAACACUAGUGUACACAAUUACAGUAUGCCUAAUAAUAGUAGUAGUAAUUCGUCAUCAGUAGGACAUCCAAUACAACGGAUGUCUAAUUUCACCUCAAUGGCUCAUUCUACUGGAUCAGUAGAACCAGUGUACAAUAAUUCUAAAUCGAAUCCAGUUAACUUCCAUCACCAUAAUCAUCCUCCUCCUCAUCAACAUCAACAUCCACCUUCUUCUUCCUCUACUACAAAUUCAUCUAUACGUUCAUCCUCAGAAUCGAUGAUGACUGAUAGAAAUUUCAAUUCAUAUCCUUUAAAACUUCCUAAUGGUGAUCCAUACAACGCCUCAUUAACAUCUCUUUCACAGGAUGAUCGUAAUUUGAUUGGAGUAAAUAAAUCGGAACACUUACCGCCACCACCACAGCCACCUGAAUCCUCUGCUCAUCGAUCCAAUUUACCACUUCCAAUAAUGCCACCAUUUCCAUCACCACAUAUACCUCCUGAUUUUUUAAAACAAUUUUUCAAUACCGAAUCAUUUUUAUUUCCUGGUUCCAAGAUGAAUUCCUCUUCAACGAAUUCAACAAAUAUGACGUCGUCAUCAUCAGCAUCAUCCGUGUUAUCACCGUCAUCGUUACCAUCAUUAUCAUCAUCAUCAUCAUCCAGUCAACAGUUUCAAUCCUCUUUAUUACAGUCAAUGUAUUUCCCUACACGUGGAGGAGGAGGUAAUCAACCCAAUCGGACGGUGGAUAAAAUCAGUCAUACUGGUCUACUUCAUCGACCAAUUCGUGGAGAUAAGCCAUAUGGUCGAUGGGCUGAUGCGCACAUACGUAUCGCUUUGUUCAUUCAAUAUUGCGAAUCUAUGCAGAGACCACAGCCGUCCUCAUCGAUUCCAUCAAUGUUUCCAACGUGUCGAUUACCGAUUCGUCCAAUUGCUAGACGUUUAAAUCCUGGUGUACAUUCCUCUGUAUCAUCGUCAAUAAGUGGACAGGCUGUGCAGUGUAAUCCAACUAGAUUACAACAGCACAGUGAAUCUGGAAUUAAUCGAUCAGUCAAUAUGCCACCUCCGCCUAUUCCCGCUCCAGUUUCCCAGCCUCCUCGAUCGGCAAACAAUAACGACAACAGUAUUCCUCCAGAUGCAUCAUUAUUUUGGCGACAUUUAUUCAAUGAAUUCAUGAAUAGUUUAUCUAAAGAAUUUGCUAACAAUAUCCCAGAUUGUAAGGAUACACAAAUGGCAAUGUUACAGAAUUUCUUUUCUCACAUGUCCCAGUUCACUUCAGCACUAGGCGGUUCAUCUUCUUCGUCUUCUAAUUCCACUUCAAAAUUACCUUUCAGCACUUCAACAGUAACACCGUCAUUAUCGUCGUCUUUAGCGACUUGUUCACCGGUUACAAUUGGGUCAAGUAUUGGAAAUUACAAUUUCCCUUUAAUGACUCAAUCAUCCAAUCUACUUCGUACUUCACCUUCUACGUCUUUGUCUUCUUCUACCAGUGGUGUUCGACCGUCGUUACCGCCUUCAGGAGGAGGAGGAGGAGGAGGGGGAGUUUCUGCUCCUGUAAACUUCAAUUUACCAUCAGGCCUUUUAAAUCCCGAAAUAAAACGUAGACGAACUGAUUCUUUUGGCAUGGAUACUACUAAUCAUCCUGGUAUGCCGCCUUUUCCUCCUCCUCCUCCAAUGCGUAUGCCUCCAUUUCCGAGGCCAUCAAAUCCUUCUGUGCCUGGUGUAUUGCCUCACCCAUCCUCCUCCUCCUCCUGCUCCUCAUCACCAUCAAGAUCGUCAUCAAUAUCCUCGUCAUCAACAUCAUCAAUCUCAUACACAUCAACAACAUCAUCAUCAUAAUCAGCAUCAACAACAACAACAAUUGCCAGUUCAUGGUGCUCCUCCGCCUUCUCAUCCAUUUCCAAGUCAUUCAGAUGUGAUAAACAAUGCAACAGCUAAUUUCCUGAAUGGUUUCCGUCUACCUGAUACACUUUUAAACAGACUACCGCCGCCACAACCACAACCAUCACUACUGCAUCCUCAACACAACACCGGAUCUUCUUCUUCUCUUUCUAACAGUAAUCCAACUAUGAAUAAUGAAUCUUUUCCUUCAAGUGAUAAAAAUUCUAGAUCAUCAUCAAAUACCACAAAUACUGCAUCUCAUUUAGUUCCUAUCAAUCCAUGGUAAUUGAUUGUAUGAGGAGUUAUGUUUUUCUUUCUAAUUACUCCUUCUAAUGCAACUUGUUCAGUUGUCUUUUCCGUUGUUGUUGUUGUCGUUGAUGGUGUUGUUGUCGCUGUUAUUAUUAUUAUUACUAGCGGCACUAGGAUAUGUGUGUUGUGGUGGGAGUGAAUGGUUGGGUAGAGAGGGUGGCGGUAUUAUUAUUAUUAUUAUUUUGAUCAUGCCAUUUGCUUUACUGCCUUUUAAUUCGAAAUAUUUUCAUAUUCCAAUGUUUGUCUGUGUGUCUCUAUGUGUGUGUGUUAGAGUUUCUUUCCUUCAUCACUUUUGUAUUUAAGCAUUGAAUUUACACAGUUGACUGAUAUGUGCUGCAUAUGAUAAUAAUAUGCAGUCAGUACGUACGUUCAUACAACAUACACUUGUUCAGUUUGUUUUCCUCUCUUUCUCCUUUCUACAAUUCUGUUAUCAGCCAUUGUUUCAUUAUGUUCAUAUCAGGGAUUACAGAGUACAGUACAGUUGAGAAAAUACUGAUAAUAAAUGAUUCUGUUAAUUAAUGAUAAUUGGCCUCUAUUUCUUCUGCCUUUUGUCAUGACGAACGAUUUCACACUUUUUGAAGGAAAAAGAAGAAGUGAAAGCAUGAUGGGAGAGAUGAUUCUUUGUCGUUUGUCUUUUCCAUCUUAUUUUCUACUUUUUCCUGUUUGUACUCAUCUUUCUUAUUCAUGUGUGUGUGUGUAUGAGUGAGUGAGUGAUUGGGGAAACUUCUUUCUCUCUCUCUCUCUCUCAUGUAACUGGCUUGAAUGAAGAGUCACUUGUCUUUGUUAAACCUUUUAAAAAUCCUUUCUCUUCUAUACUUCCAUGCUUUUUUUCGGUUCUCAUACAUCAAUGAUGGUAAAUGGACAGACUGUGGUAAGAUAGACAGACAACUGGGAGGAUACACAGAACGAACAUUGAGAGAGAGAGAGAAAGAGAAUGAGGUGGUCCUUGAGUAAGAGUAGACAGAGGAAGAGAGUGAUAUGUAUAUUUGUGUACUAUAUGCCUUCAUAACUAUAGAUAUAUAUACCAUUCCCUACUUUACAUUUCUUAUUAUUUUUUCUUGGUAGUGUGUGUGUGUGUGUUAGACUCAGUGUUAUUUCACGUUUUGUUGUUAUAUCUUGUUAUUUCUUCAAGGACAGCAACAAAAAGCGUCUUUGAAUCGGAUUGUUUUGUUUGUUUACCUUUGUAUAUUCUCCUUAGGAAUCAUAAUAGCACUGAUUAGUAUUAUUAUUACUAUUAUUAUUGUUAUGAAUCUUGGAAGUAAUGUAUCAUUGUGCGUAGUAGUGAUUGACAACAUUAUUACUAUUUUUUAUCACACCAUUUUUAACUAUUGUUAUGGUCAUUUUGUUCCUUUUCUAUAUAUAUAGUAGUAGUAGUAGUAGUAGUAGUAGUAGUAGUAGCAGUUGCACUGUUCAUUACUACUGCUGCUACUACUACUACCACGACGUUGACGAUAACGAUCAUGCCGGUUACCGUCGAUUUCCCCUCCCCUUCACUCCCCUCUACAUCCCUCUAAAUUGUACAAAUAAUGUUAGUGAACCCUGUACUACUACUACAACUACUAUCACUCACCAAUAGUCAGUACAGAAUACAGUAAAAAUGAUGAUAUUCUUUGUUUUUUAAUGACCGUUCUUUAUGUCAUCACCACUUCUUCUUCUUCUUCUUUAUCCCCUCUAUCCAUCUAUCUCUGUUUCUUUUCCUUAAUCAUAAUCGUGAUUAUUAUCAUUAUUAUUGUUAUCGGAUGAUAAAGUGGCGCCCGGAGAUGAUGGCGUUGUUGUUAUUCUUGUUGCUGCCGCCAUAGUCCUCCUCUUCUUCCGUUAUAUCCUUUGUAUUUUUUACUUUUCUUUUUCAAAAUAUUUCUACUUAUAUAUCCCCUGUACAUAUAUGUGUGUGUGAACGAACGUACGUCCGCCUUUGUAUGUGUGUGUAUUUCUCUUUUCUGGUUUGUACAAUAGAUAAAUAGAUCAUGGGGUUAGCGUGUGUGUGUGUGUUAUCACGUCAUUAUCGAUUAGUGUGAUUUAUGUUUUUGUUUAUUUAUUUUUCUCAGCUCUUGGUUUUAUCACAUUUGUAAACUUUUCUUCUUUAUUGUCUGUUUCACUUGUUUGUUGGUUUGAUUUUUCUCUCUUUUUUUCUUCUAUUACUUAUUCAACCAAUUUGCACUGUAAAGUAAUAGUAAUAUAGUAUAGGUAGUAUAUUCCAUAACGUGUGUAUACAAGUUGCUACGUGUCUUUUUGUCCGUGUGUGUGUGUUGGUUUGUUUGUUGGAUUACAGGAGUAUAUAUAUAUAUUUAUACUGAUAGUACAUACACACACGCCUGCGAGCGAGCAAGCGGGUGAGUGUGUGCACACAAGUCUUCAAUGGACGAUAAAAACCAUAUACAGAUGAUACUCUUAUUAACUUAAAUGACUGACCAUAUGUAGAAACAGGUUUCAGUGUGUUAUAAAUAUUGUAGAAUAUAAAAAAAACUGAAAAAAGUUGUUUUGUUUAUUUGGUUUUCUGUUUGUUUUUGUUUAUUCUGCUUCUUAUUCUUAUUCUUGACAUUAUUAUCAUGAUAUCAUUUUGAUUGUAAAAAAUUAUUAUUAAAUUUGGGUGGACGACACCCUACAACAACAAGAAUAGUAAUUACUACUGUUAAUAAUACUUAGUAUAAAACAAUAGUGUUUACUCCAUAUCGAUUAUACAUGCAUUCACGUACGCACAGGCCUACGCACGCACGCUUGCUCGCGCGCACGUACGCACGCACUCACAGAUUAAAGUGUAUGGUUGUAUGUACAGUGAGUGAUAGGUAGGUAGACAGAUAAAUAGAUAGACGAGCAGAUAGACAGACAGACAAGACACAGACUGAUAACAGUAAUAAUCAGAAGAAGAAGUAUUGUCAGUAUCUUUCAACAGUGAAUGAUGUUUAUUUUUGUUUUCUUUAGCCUUUUGUUUUUCUGUUUCCAAAUUUAUUAGUUUGACCCUGUGCACAUAUUCAUUGCUCUUGUUCUUUCAUUUUUCUUCUUCUUUUUCUUCUGUCUGUUCAAGUUUAUUACAAUAAUAGUUGUUACUAUUGCUGCUACAUAUUAUUAUUAUUAUUACUAUUGUUAUUAUUAUUAUUUUAUUAUCACCAUUGUUAGUAAUAUAAUAAUACAGUUAUGAGAGAAUAAAGGAGAGAAUUAAUGAU
Molecule: messenger RNA, 8537 nt
Organism: Trichobilharzia regenti
Lineage: Eukaryota; Metazoa; Platyhelminthes; Trematoda; Strigeidida; Schistosomatidae
Source: the annotation of a GenBank genome assembly